Molecule: messenger RNA, 2757 nt
Organism: Exophiala spinifera
Lineage: Eukaryota; Fungi; Ascomycota; Eurotiomycetes; Chaetothyriales; Herpotrichiellaceae
Exons: 2
Coding region: 1-2757 (918 amino acids)
Biological process (GO): Golgi to plasma membrane transport; exocytosis
Cellular component (GO): exocyst; cytoplasm
Molecular function (GO): protein binding
Source: RefSeq, a predicted model, not a curated record
AUGUCGAGAGCAAAGAGGGCGGCCGCACCAACCAAGGCUCCUCGCCGAGAUCCUCUGGCUUCGUUGAAGCUGGCCGACAUGCUCAUAUCCAAGCCAUUACUCCCCGCAGAGAUUCUGACCGUGGUGGUCGACUACCUCGAUGUCCCCGAUCUGCUGCGUUUCGCGCGUACCUCACGGCGCAUGGGUGAGAUGGUCUACGAGGAUGGCAGAUGGGUCCGGCGGCUGAAGGCUAUGGGCUGUUGGAAUGAGGCCGAAGCAAGGAAAAGAGCAGAGAGUGCGCCGACAUCCACCUCUGUAGACCGGAGACAGAGUACGAUAGAUCGAAAUGUGGUUAAUGGCAAAGGCAAACCGGAAGUCUUGUUCGACAUGGAAUCAUCUCCUGUCACACAGCGCAGACAGACGAAUCUACAGUCUUCUCUGCGGCCGCAGUCGGGCACUGAUGGUUUCGACAAGGCCGAAAUGGCAAAUUCACAAGGCCCCCCUCAAGGGGUUUAUGGCGCUCCCGAGGCGGCUCUAUCCGUCUUCGAGCAUGUGAGGUCAGUCAGGGGACACGCUAGGCAAGAAUAUGGCAAGAUAUAUAAACUGCUAUCACCGUUCUACCGAGACCUGGCUACUACGUCGAAUCCUUUGCAGAGUACUGUAUUCACGGAUUUCUCUUUACCAGAGCAACAAGCACAACUGCUGGCCAAUGUCAGGCAGUUCGCUGCCAGUGAUUUCUCUCCAGAAUCAACUAAACGAGAACGACAAAUCAAGCAGGCUGUGGAUAUGUUCGAUACCGCGGCGUUACUCGAAUUUCGCAAAGGUUACGAAUACAAGGAUAUUCAGGGGAAAAUGCGGCAAUUUGCACGUGUCUUAUAUAUCUUGAAUGGUGGAAGCAGUGCCGUCGACUUAUUCAUACAUGACAACCAGCUCAUCAACCAAAAGGGAACGCUUGGGAGCGUUUCCGAUUGUAUCGACUAUUCUUUAGGUCACGGCGAGCUUUCGUUGGAAAGGGUGCACGCCUAUUUUGAAAGACUUAGGACGGCCUUCGGUCAGCAAAGUGCUAUCGUGCAAGCUGUCUUUCCAAACGCCCAAGAAGUAUGCAUGCUGCUCCUUGAAGAGGUGGCGAAGGACAUCCUCUUGCCCUUCCUGUCAUCCUUGUUUGAAGAUGCCAGGACAAGAAGCACUUCAUUAUCCCUACGGAUUAUGUCUGGCACAUUUGCGGCCACUAGGCAGUUCAUUGACGAAGUUGCUCUGAUAGGACAUGCCGACGAGGCCACAAUAGCACGCUGCAACUCAAUUCUCACACGGAUAUAUGGCCCUCUUCUUGAUCAGUAUUUGGCAGAAGAAUUGGCCUUUUUCCGGCAAAAGGCUGAUGCGGAAGUGGAACGCUGGGAUCGAGCCUUGUCAGAUCAAGACGCAUCUUCGGAAAGCUUUCUCAUGUCCCAUGCCAACCGGCAGGCCGACAAGAAGGAUUUCAUGUCGUCAUUCAAGAAAGUGGUCAUGAUGCCGGUGAAUAUUCUUCCCAGCUUCUCAGCGCCGGCAAAUCCGAAAAGUGCCGCCAAAACACUCGCGAAUGGAGAAAGCGCCGCUCCGUCUCGACCAUCCACCCCUAGCCUUUUCAUGUCCUCAACUGCAACUUCGGCCUUGCCACCCGAAGCGCCAUCGUCCGAACUAGCAGCUAAAGCAGCUCUGAUGAACAGGAAGCUAGAGAACAUCAAAUCCCUCUUCUCAAUAGAGGUAGCCCUCAACCUGGUCCACGCAGCUAAAUCUUCCCUAGAGCGCGCCGCCCAGUUCACGAGCUUGAUCGGUGAGCCAGGAGAGUCAGCACGCAAGCAGUGCUCUGCAAUAUUUGUGCUGCUCCUCCACUCUGUCGGUGCGCGCCAUGUCAAAGCAGGUUUCGACAAGGCCAUCGACCAUCUAUCAGCCUAUAACCCACGCGAGACCAGUCCCAACCCAGACAACGACAUCGUCCAGGUUGCUCCUCUAGGCACGUUUCUUGAAUUAGUCAAUGUCGGCGAUCUUAUCCAGCAGAUGCUCGACGUGUUUUAUGAAUCGGAGCUGGUUCGUCUCGGCAUUUCCAAGCGCGACGACUUUCUCGACAUCAACGUCAAAGAGAAGCGCAAGUUCGAAGCCAUGCUCGACGAACGUGUCGCCGCGGGACUGGGAAAAGGCAUCGACGCCCUCAUCAACGAAGUAGAGUACAUCUGCGCCACUACACAACAGCCCACGGAUUUUUACCCGGAACUGGCCAAUGCCGAUGAGUCUUCCGGAACCAAAGCCAACAUGAUGGUCAUGGACUUUUCCGGUCAGCCCACAACGACGGCGUCGCGAGUGAUUGCACUCGUCUCCCACCAUACCCGUAUGCUUACUGGUGCGACCGAGAAGAGUCUCCUGGAUGUCUUCACCGCCGAGGUGGGCCUUCGCCUGUUCACCGCGGUGGCGAAACAUAUCAAAAGACAACGCAUCUCGACGCUCGGAGCGCUGGCGUUGCUCUCUGAUUUGACGGCCUACGCGAACUUUGUGGCACAGUUCCGCAACAACAACCUGACAAGCUACUACACGGCGUUACGAGAGGUGGCGCAGAUCUAUCUGAUUGGUGGAGAGAGUGAGCGCGACGUCGCCGAGAUGGCGACCAUCAUCUCGGAUGGGGAGCGUUACAAAGGCGUGUUCACGGUCGAAGAGGUGGUCGAGUUCGCUGAGCGUCGAAGCGACUGGCUACUGGUCAAGGCCAGGGUAGAAGGAAAAGUCAAGGGUGAUAACUGUGUUGUCAUGUAA